CGUCCCUGGUUUUACAAUGCUUUGUCAGCUUUCCUGGUCCUGGAUGGAGCCUGCCGAAAAGAAGCUGGGAAUUGCCCGUCUCUCUUUUCCAGAGGAUCCUCUUUGCCAUAAGAGCUGCAGCAGGAAACGGAAGAGAAAUCCAGUCCGCGUUUUCCACGCGUACCAGGAUAAUCAGAGAAGUGGAUAAUAAUUGUUAGAACUCGUUCUCCUCGCCUCUCCCUCCCUCUCCUCCCCCCCCCCCUCUCCCAGCCAUGCUGGGCCUGAUAGGCUCAGCCAGACGUGUAUUUACCCAUAUCCGGGCUAGAGAGGAAAAGAAAAAACUUUCAUUUAGACUAAAAAACAAAACAAAACAACAACUUUCACUAUGAAAUCACUCAGCAGGGACAGGCACGGAGCGUAAGGCAUUCUUCAAUUUCUAAUCUCCAUGAAGGACUUUGGGAGGGGACUUUUCUGUCAUUUUUCCAAAAAGAAAAAAAAAGCCCUUGCUGUCUGCGCGUGAGUGCGCGCGCGCGCGGACGCGCCUACAAUAAUCAUACUGGCUUUUUCAUCAAAUAAAUCUGUUUUCCUGUGCUUUAGGGACAGUUUUGAAUUGUGUUUGGUCCUGUCAAUUCCACACCCUUAUUUAUUUUUCCCGUUUUUCUAGUGGGGGGGGAGGAAAGGGGAGGGAGAUAAUUGAGUCUCCUCGAUCAUGGCCGCGCAAGUAGCAGCGGCUCCGAUGAGUGCGAGCAAGAAGAGCAAGGUCAAAACCCAGAGUUUGACGGGUAACUUAAGCCAGGAUCUUAACUCUGGGUUUCCCGCGGCUGGCACCGUGGGAGCUGCUGGACAUGGCUCCCUCCUGGGGGUCGUAGAUGGGACGAGCGGCAGCCGAUUGAAUAAUGUAGAUCACCAUCUUCUCCACCAAGAUAAUGAAGUGAACAUGGCCAGUAAUGCAACUUCUACCGCCGCGGUUCCUAACAACGCUACCAGCAGCGGCCGCAGCUCUUCCUCGGAACUGGUUCUGAAAGACCCUGGAAGCGCGUCGGGCUUAUCUUCCUCUUCUUUUCUUAUGGAGACAGGGCUGCUUCCUAAUCAUAAGUUGCAAAGCGUUGGAGGCGAUGCCCCAGCCACCGCACCUUCACACCACCCCUCUGCCCAGCACCAGCACCCAGCUCACCUCCGUGCCCAGCAUCCCCACGUUCACUACCACCACCACCACCACCACCACGCAGUUCAACACCAACAGCUAAAUCAAUUCCAGCCACAGCCGCCGCCUCAGCACCAUCCGAUGCAGAAACAACAACGGCGGCGGCGGCGGCAGCAGCAACAACAACGGCGGCGGCGCUGCUCAGCCCAGCAGCGCAGACAUGGAACAGCAGCAGCAGCAGCAGCAGCAACAUGGAGGAAAAGAUCGUGGCUUGGGGGGACAGGCCGAGCCCCAAAGCCAGCCGCAGCCUCAGCCCCUGCUGAAUCAAGGCGGGGACGGGGAAGAGGCGACGCCGCCGCCGGACAAAAUGGGCGAGCAGCACCUCAACAGUCGCUACGACCACCCUAGUUUGGGACCUUUGGGCGGGCAGCAGCAGCAGCCGCCGCCUCCACCGCUACCACCACCGCUACCACCUCAGGGAGCGGGUGGCAGCA
Messenger RNA from Thamnophis elegans (Western terrestrial garter snake), 1617 nucleotides. Its product is annotated as AT-rich interactive domain-containing protein 1B-like. Lineage: Eukaryota; Metazoa; Chordata; Lepidosauria; Squamata; Natricidae. The record is from RefSeq and is a predicted model, not a curated record.